This is a messenger RNA of Aureobasidium namibiae CBS 147.97, 1122 nucleotides long. RefSeq lists its product as uncharacterized. The transcript has a single exon. Bases 1 to 1122 code for a protein of 373 amino acids. Lineage: Eukaryota; Fungi; Ascomycota; Dothideomycetes; Dothideales; Saccotheciaceae. The record is from RefSeq and is a predicted model, not a curated record.
AUGGGCAUCGCACUGCUGAGUCUACCAACCGAAGUCCUUAUCGGUAUCAUACAGCAUGCAGAUAGUGCAUGUAAAAGAACACUUCUCGAUCUUCGUCUAGUCAGCAAGACUGUAGAGCAACUUUGCCAUGACAGUUUUCUCCGCCAUCUGGAACUCCUCCGCAUAGAUCCAUCACAAAAGGACAACCUUACGCGAUUGCUGGAAAUCAUAUCGAGUCCCGCACACGCACAUGCAGUCAAAUCUGUGACCUUCGACUUUGUACGAGACUGGCGAAAUGUAUGGCCAGUGACGACGUUGGUGCAACAGCUUUUCGAUAAGCUGAGCACGUUUAAUGUUUCUCUGGAGCUGAAUUUUAGUCCUUAUGGCAGCAACGAAUGGAUCUCGGAACCGUGUAUCGUUCACUAUAUCCUUGGGAUCGUGGAACAGGUCUUCAAAUCACGGAUGUUGAUAAAGAGGCUUGUUGUUAGAGCAAAAGACUGGGAUCCAGAUUUUCAGCUCGACAAAAUGUUAUGCAGACUCGAUGGUCUGAUCAAUGUCCAGGAGAAGGAGACAGAAGUACUUACAGUGCAGUCUCUUGUUGUGGCAUUCAAACACGGCGAGACUAUCUUUGACCGACAGCGCCAAUGUCUUCAAUUUUCUCAGAUCACAGCUCACGACCUCCACGGCAUAGGUCAAUGGAUCCAAGAAAAGCAUCCGGCUGAGAUAUAUCUGACAAACUGCCAAUUCUUUGUCGAACAGCUAGACGGAGUUUUGUUAUCUGCCAGACCACCGUCCAAUCCUCUAUCAUGCAUCUCGGUCACAAACUCUCGAUUGAUGCAUUUGACUUCCUUCUUCGGAGGAAGCCAAGCAGCCACGCCACUAUAUAAACUGCUGUCGCGAAUCUCACAGCAUGCGGACAGUCUAACCUACUUGCGUUUGGAAGACAUACGGGUCGAGACCCCAAAUCCCAGAACCCUCAGCUUUGUGAGCGGAAACAAGGUUCAGAUGACCAGCGAUGGCAAUAUUCGGGAAACGCUCGCGAGUCUCAUGCUGCAGCAUCGAGUUGACGAAGACCAACUGGAAACUGAGAGCGAAGACAUUGAAGAGGAUGGGGAAGAUGAUGAGGUUGAGAACGGCGAGUAG